Mizuhopecten yessoensis (Yesso scallop) is the source of this 9112-nucleotide messenger RNA. Its product is annotated as ATP-binding cassette sub-family A member 3-like. The coding region runs from base 339 to 5471 and encodes 1710 amino acids. NCBI's taxonomy places the organism in Eukaryota, Metazoa, Mollusca, Bivalvia, Pectinida, Pectinidae. Gene Ontology annotation, cellular component: membrane; intracellular membrane-bounded organelle. Gene Ontology annotation, biological process: transmembrane transport; lipid transport. The record is from RefSeq and is a predicted model, not a curated record. The transcript is spliced from 19 exons. Gene Ontology annotation, molecular function: lipid carrier activity; ATP binding; ATP hydrolysis activity.
GUUACGCUCGGGUACGCAUUAUAGAUUAUUGCUCGUCCUAUAUACUGACCCCUCGGUCUAUGUUAUAUGUACGUAGUCGUUACUCGUCAGGUAGUAGGUACUAGCUGUAUCGCCUAGACAGUCAGUUGUAUUCUGUUCGCCAGCAGUAGGAUCGAUACAUACCUGGUUACCUCUGUUCCCACAUACACAUGUACGGAUCUGAUCUGGUCUAGUACAAUCGUUCAAGGAAUCCAGUAACACACCAUACUGUUACCUGUCAUCCGGCUAGAUAUUCUGUGACCAUGGACACCGUGUAACACAAUUUUAAAGUGACGGUUGUACUUCCGGUAAAGUAAGAUAUGGGGAUGCUACUACAGUUCGGUUUGCUACUAUGGAAGAACUUCACAGUUUCCCGAAGGAGAACGUGUGCCACGGUAUUCGAGAUAGCCCUACCAUUGGCGUUCGCCUUCCUAAUGCUUGUCAUCCGCUUCCUUUCUGGCACCACGGACCACUCCACGGCGUUCACGUGGGAUCCAUUUACAGUGAGCGAUGUGGGUCUUGCCGUACCCUCCACGACGCGAACCAAAAUCUACUACUCCCCUACCUCCACAGCUGUUGACGAUGUUAUGUCGAAGGUGACCACGGCGUUGAACGGCAAUGCUACAGUGACCUCCUACGCCUCGUCAACUCUGUUACGUAACGCAUAUGACCUGAAUUCUGCGUCGGUGUGGGCGGCCGUCGAGUUUGACGAGUCGGCCGACUACACGUCUACCCUUCCUAGUCACGUGAAGUACUCACUGAGGGUAGCGCUGUAUGAGAAGGCAAACGAAAAGAAAUGGUACACGGACCGGUCUUAUCAGUUCUUCCAGGCCCCGGGUUACAGAAACAACGAAUCUAAAGCAGGCGAACCAUACUACGAAGAGACAGGGUUUCUGGCGCUGCAGUAUGCCAUUGACAAAGCCAUAAUAGACAAAAAGGCUCCUUCGAACACCCUGGGCACCACAUACAACAUACAGCUCAAGAAAAUGGCCUACCCGACGUUCGUGGAGGACGGCCUGACAGCCACCCUGUCUUCAAUUAUGCCCCUGUUCCUCAUGUUGUCCUUUAUCGUUACUGUAUUCACGGCCACUAAAAACAUCGUCCAGGAAAAGGAGACCAAAAUCAAGGAGUCGAUGAAGCUGAUGGGGAUGAGCCCCACCAUGUACUGGCUGUCUUGGUUCACCAAACUGUUUAUCUACCUGUUUGUCAUCUGCUUCCUGUUUGCACUGCUGUUCGGGGUCAAGGCCGGCGAUAAUGGCAGUGUUCUGCAGGCUUCCCAACCUUCCCUCAUCUUUGUAUUUCUUCUUCUCUUCGGCAUCUCAAUCAUCGCCUUCUGCUUCAUGAUGGCGACUAUAUUCAAGAGAGCCACGUCGGCGGCGUUCGCGGCGGGGAUCCUCUACUUCCUGUUCUACAUGCCACAGUUCUUUCUGGGUCGGUCCUAUGACACGCUCGGCAAGGGGGAAAAGGUGGCCAUCUCCCUGCUCAACCUCAUGGCCAUGUCGUUUGGGGUCACCACCAUCACCCUGUACGAAGGCACAGGUGCUGGUGCGCAAUGGUCUAACUUCCACCAACCUGCCACUGUGGACGACAAUUACUCACUAGGGGACGCCAUUGGCAUGCUCGUGCUGGACAGCCUAAUCUACUUUCUAGUGGCCUGGUAUUUGGAGAACGUCCGUCCUGGGGAAUUCGGAAUUCCCAAACCGCUUUACUUUCCGUUCACGAAAACCUACUGGUGCGGUGCCACGGCUGAGACGGAGAUGCUACAGGUCUCUCUUGACAAUAAAGACAAGGACAAAUUUGAGCCCGACCCCGCGGACCUUCGUGCUGGUAUCAACAUCAGCCAUCUGCGUAAGGUAUUCGGCAGCGGCAAGGAGAAGAAGGUAGCUGUAGCCGACACCUCCCUUAACAUGUACGAGAAUCAAAUAACAGUGUUGCUGGGCCACAACGGGGCAGGAAAGACUACCACUAUGUCUAUGAUUACAGGUUUUAUACCGCCUACUAGUGGGACGGCCAUAAUUAACGGUAGUGACAUACGAAAGGACAUAGAUGGCGUUCGGAGUAGCCUCGGACUUUGCCCACAGCACAACAUCCUAUAUGACAACAUGACUGUAGAGGAGCACCUGUGGUUCUUUGCAAAGUUGAAGGGAUGUCCAUCAGAUCAGGUCAAAAAAGAAGUGGACGAUAUUAUUGAGGUGAUGGGAAUAGAAGCAAAACGACAUCGCCUGUCGUCAACACUUUCCGGGGGACAAAAGAGGAAACUUUCUGUUGGCAUUGCCCUCAUCGGUAAUACAAAGGUGGUUAUACUUGACGAACCUACCUCGGGAAUGGAUCCGGCCGCGCGCAGGGAGACAUGGGAAAUCCUCCGGAAGUACAAAGAAGGUCGAACCAUCCUACUGUCAACCCACUUCAUGGACGAAGCCGAUCUCCUUGGCGACAGAAUCGCUAUUAUGUCCGACGGGGUCAUCAAGUGCUGCGGGACUUCAUUGUUCCUUAAGAAGUCUUACGGCGCUGGCUAUCACCUGGUCACCGUAAAGACAAAGGACUGUGAUGUAUCCAAGGUGACCAGCCUCAUACAGAGUCACAUUCCUAAGGCCUUCGUGGAAAGUGAUAUAAGUGCAGAGUUGUCGUUUCUGUUGCCAUUCGACGAGUCUGCAAAAUUCGUGAAACUGUUCGAAGAACUGGAGGUCAAAGCGUCGUCACUGGGACUCAGCAGUUUUGGUAUAUCCGCCACUACAAUGGAGGAGGUGUUCCUGAAGGUCGGAGAAGGGGCCAGUAAUGAAGACGAUGACGAGGAGGAAGCCCUGGAUAAAUCUGAAUCUGCCAAUGGUAUCGGGCAUAACGAUCACAAGCCUGUCGUCAUCAACAACGCAUUUCUUCUUGACGAAAAGAGGAAAGAUAGCCCGAACGGAACAAUGGACGUAACCACACAACCAGGGACGUCUACAGGUUCACCGGGUUCAAUGAAGAACACUGGUAUAAAAUGGGCAACCCAGCAGUUUUACGGUAUGUUUGUGAAGAAGGCUAUUCACAGCUGGAGAAAUAGAGUUGUGUCUAUAGUUCAGCUGUCCCUGCCCGUCGUGUUUGCAAUCUUGGCGUUGACGGUAGACCAGACUGCGCCCACUAACGACGAUGAGCCGCCUUUGAUCCUAAGUCUGACCCAGUUUGGAACAGGUGCAAUACCAAUCUACACAGACGGAACAUCACCGACAACGGCCUCAACCAGAAUCGCAAACCUCUACAGUAGCUAUCUGUCCUCCUUCUCCAAAGAAGACAUUGGUACCACGCCAUUCGAUACAUUCACGGUAGAAAAGGCGAACAGUAUCGGCGUGGAUACUUUUAGUAACACGUACAUCGUUGGUGGCGACUUUGACCAGUCCAACACGUUUACAGCCUACUUCAAUGGCGAGCCCUAUCAUGCACCAGCUAUAGCCUUGAGCAUUAUGACAAACACCAUGCUCCAAGAAUUCGCGACUACAAGUGACUAUAUAACUACAACCAACCAUCCCUUAUCACUGACACUAGCAGAAAAAAAUGAGAGCGUUGUUGUUACUGCUCUAGCAACAGGCUUUGUUGUUGCAUUUCUUGUGUUGUUUGGAAUGGCAUUCUUGUCUACCAGUUUCAUCAUUUUCCUUAUAAAGGAGCGCUCAACGGGAGCAAAACAUUUACAGAAGGUUAGUGGUGUAGGCUCCUUCACCUUCUGGUUGUCGAACUAUUUAUGGGAUAUAAUUAACUACCUGGUUCCCGUGCUGCUGAUACUAAUAGUUUUUGCAGCUUUCCAGACUCCUGCCUACGUCAACGACAAUCGUCUCGGCAUAGUUUUCUUGCUGUUCUUAAUAUACGGACUGUGCUGUCUACCAUUCGUGUAUCUGCUGCAUUACCCGUUUAAUGUUCCCUCUACAGGCAUGGCUGCUAUCACCAUCAUGAACAUUUUAUCAGGUUUGGCUACGUUGCUGACAGUAUUUGUACUACAAAUACCUGCGUUGGGUGCGGAGAGUGUAGCGGACGGGCUGGACUGGUUCUUUACCAUCCUGAUUCCGCACUACUGUCUAGGCCAGGGCCUCAACAAUAUCUACAACAACUACGCCAACCUACAGACGUGUCUGGAUAUCAACUACGAGGUUUUGUGUACCUUUAAUAACACGCUGCCCUGCUGCUCAGGAUGCACGAGCACUUGUUACGAAUUCACUACCGACUACUUUGCUUGGAAGUCUCCGGGCAUCCUCCGUUACAUCAUCUUCAUGCUGCUUCAGACUUGUCUUUUUAUAACUAUCGUGCUCAUGAUAGAAUAUGGCGUUAUCAACCGACUGGCUUACUUUGUUUCAAAUCGGUCAAAUGUGGUCAAUCCGAACGAGGAAGAGCUAAUUGACGGCAGCGAUCCGGAGGAUAGUGAUGUUAUGGAGGAACGAAAGAGGAUCCGCGACACACCCUUGGAAACACUCAUGGAAACCGACGCCCUUAUCAUAGACAAUAUAGCGAAGACAUACGGCAGCUUACGGGCUGUAAAGGGCAUCAGUGUGGGUGUGGGAACCCAGGAGUGUUUCGGUUUGCUAGGACAAAAUGGCGCAGGGAAGACCACCACUUUUAAGAUGAUGACUGGUGAUGUGUUUGUAAGCAACGGUAACGCGUAUCUCAACAAGUAUGAUGUUAAACAACAUUUGAACCAGGUUCAGCAGAAUCUCGGCUAUUGUCCGCAGUUUGAUGCCCUGAUUGACCAGAUGACUGGUCGAGAGACGCUGACCAUGUACGCUAGACUCCGAGGGGUUCCAGAAGAACAAAUCAAGACUACCGUCAAUGAUCUGAUCGAUACAAUGAUGCUUAGGAAGCACGCAGAUAAAAGCUGUGAAGUUUACAGCGGGGGAAAUAAAAGGAAGUUGAGUACAGCCAUCGCUUUGAUCGGAGAUCCGCCAUUUGUAUUUCUGGAUGAGCCCACGACAGGAAUGGAUCCUGGCGCUCGACGAAAGCUCUGGAAUGUGCUCUCUGAUGUCAGAGCAAGUGGAAGGACGCUAGUGAUGACGUCACAUAGUAUGGAGGAAUGUGAUGCACUUUGUACCAAGAUUGUCAUCAUGGUCAAUGGGAAAUUUGUCUGUCUGGGAAGUCCACAGCACCUCAAGAACAAGUUUGGACAGGGUUACACGUUGAUAAUACGGAUAAGCGGAAGUGCAGGAGAAGUGGUACCCUCUGACCCCAUCAAAAACUACGUUAUGGAAACGUUCCCCAAAGCAGAAGUGUUCGGGAAUCACCAAGGCUACUUACAUUUUCAAAUUCCAGACGCUAACAUCCCGUUGGCUAGAGUGUUUGAAGCUAUGGAACAGGUGAAGGACCAGUUCGACAUUGAAGACUAUUCUGUGAACCAGACUACACUUGAGCAGGUGUUCCUCGGAUUCACUAGGAACCAGUCAACACCGUCAAACAGCGGCAGAAUGAUUCGAUGUUGUGGAAUACGUUUUUGUUAAGUAGAAGACUCUAUGUAUAGAUUUAAACAAACAUGACUUAUUUACAUGAUUGUGGCGUCUUAUUUACACGAUUGUGGCGUGUUGUCAGAUACUUUGUUCGGAAACAUUUAUAAGUGUAGGAGGGAUUCAGGUACCUGUAGAAAGUAUGAAUGUGUGCACGUGGAAAACUUGUAAUGGCUGCUGAGGCGUAUCAAUGUUUAACUUUUAAAGUGACAUUUGUCAAGUGUAGAUGUGUACUACAGGACAUGUAUGUUACACAUGUGAUACUAUUUCUAUGAUAAGUACUGAUAAAGACGAUGGUAGUACUAUCAAACUAGAAACAGUUAUCCAGCAUGAUGUUACUGCUCUUGUCGUUAUCAGUAUUCUAUUGCUAGAAAAUGAUGUUCUUUGUUAACAAUUUUACCUGGAUCAAUUUUCCCCGCGUUUCUGCGAUAUUUUGUGGUGCCCAUACAGACGGUGGUCGCUGACAGUUGAAAUUGAUAUGAGAUUCAACAGCUACAAGAUCAUAAACUACAUGUUUUUACUUCCUGUUUGACAACGGGAACAAUCAAUAUUUAUUGACGCUUAAUAGUUAAUUGUUUGUUUUAGUUUGAAGUGUGAGCUAAAUGGAAUGGAAAUAUUAUGAUGAAUGGUUAACCAACAAUUAUUUUUCACGAAACAUGAAAUAAGUAAGAUUUGUGUGUGACUAUUUAGCUUGCACAGACCGGAAAUUGUAGUCGCUUUCCAGUUGUAACAUUUCGUCACCAGUAUUAUUUUCCCUUUAAAUACCAAACUGCUUAUUUUCUUAUGAAGCCCUUUUUAAUUGAAACAUGACUUUCGUUUUGUAAGUGUCAAUCGUUUACCAUUACACGAUAGGAUAGACGCACACCACAUGUGUUUUUAACACACGUAGAUCCCGUUUAAUGCAGUCAGCCUGUUUUAUGGUCAUGAAUACUUUUAACGUUUUCCUGUAUUUGUACAGUAUUACAUCGUGCGUUCUAAUUAAGCCUCGAAUUAGAAACUGCAUCACGUGAAGUUCAUAUUAUCUCAGUAUGUUGCAGAAUCGCUAUGACAGCAAGACUCGUCUGUUACUGUAUUUUGUUAUGGGCAUAAUACUUUAUAAAGUCUAUAUUUUUACUUAUUAUCAACUGUGAUGAUUGGUGUCAUACACACCAGCUUGAAAUACCUGUGAUAUUUCUCGUAUUGUUCUUUUUAGAACCGUAGGUAUAUGGACUGGGACAUUUACAAAGAGUUUUCCUUAUAAUCUAUACUUAUGGUUUAUUUACAUGUAUUUACUUUACUUAUUGUUUAAAGUAUUAUUAAGCCGACAUGAAAAUUAUGAUCGCGACAAUAAAGAUAGAUAUGAAAAGAGAAAGAGAGGUUUACAGAAUAUCGAUGUUUUUUUUUUAAAUAUUUGACAUGAAGGGCAAACUUCUGAUUUUCUGUUAUAUUAUUCCGUCCAAUUAACUUAGCUGAUAUAAAAGUUUAAAUGCAUAAGUAUGAUUUUAUCAUACUUAUCAUUAUUAUCACGUAUUGGGUAAGGAGGGAACAUAUACAUAUAAACAGUCCGUCCUGAUGAAGCCCUAGUAGGCAGAAAGGCCUAGCGGUAGAUCUUACAUAUCUAUUAUUUUAUUCAUAUAUAUAGGAGUUAUUAUUGUGCAAUUUGUACAACAAAUGAACUUUAUGUUUAUCUUGUAACAUAGACAGGUCCUGUACGGGCAGAUAUAGGUAGUCCCAUAACAAUUCCUGCAAUCGGUUUUAUGUCUUUUUUGCAAGAAGAUUGCUGUGAAAUUUAAAUCAAUUUAAUCAUGUCAUUAUUAUGUUUAAUUAAGUUGCUAUAAUAUGAUUAUUUUUAUGGUGUUUUAUUUUGAAGAAAACUUCAAUCAUUUUAAUGCAUUUUACUUUUUGUAGAACGGAUUUGAACAUGAUCUCUCAAUUUAGCAUUAAAACUAACAUAACACCUAUGUAUAACGACCAAUGCCAACAGAUUUGUAUUUGAUUGAAUUUACGAAACGUCUUGCCACUACAGUUGAACUGAAUGGUGCAAAUGUCACAAUAGAUCGUAAACUGACCAACACUAUCAAACUAAGCCACAUUCUGUUGCUGAAAAUAUAUCUUUUCGAUGAAAACAAAAAUGAUUUACCACUGAUCAUAGUGAGCACGUGUGUUUUUUUCAGAGCAGGUCUAAACUUAACAUAUAUCCAUGUAAGAUCAAAUGCGUCAGAGCAAAGAAAAAUAAUACUUCGAAGGGAAAUGGGGAUAUGCCCUUAUGUCUCCUUUUCAUACCUUCAUCAUCAUCCUUUGCCACUUCGAAAACUGGUUCCUUAGAAAGGACGGUUUAAUGGUAUAUUUGGAAGAUGAUAGACAUACAGCUGCUGUCCUCCAUUCAAUUGUCGAUAACCCAUACUCAAUGUCCUCCAAAACUGUCCUCCGUCCCUUUCAUAAAACAAAAUCAUAAUUUAUUUUCACCAAAUACCAUCUUUAUGUAGGUAUAGUCUUGAGUUUUAUCUAAAUUUCACCGUUAUGCUCUUCAUAGCUAUCAUCUUAAUAUCAAAGUUGUACCCUAAUCUGCAAUAAUAUAGCUAGUCACGUAUCUAAAUUCUACGACGAUGCCUUUAUCUGCGAUUAAAAAACUACCAUUAAAUAACACAUAGGUGUCCCUAUCUGCAAUAAUUUGGAUACCUUCGAAGUACUACGGUGGUGCACCUAUCUGCGAUAAUAUAGCUACCAUCUAAAUGUCACGGUGAUGCCCUGAUCUGCGAUAGUCUACACAUUGCUGCCGUCCAAAUACCAAGUGUAGUAUUUACAGUAUAUCCUGUGUAAGUUCGGGGAUAGAACAGUGUGUUAUGUGUGUGUGCAUUUCUUCAAUUUAUUAACAAAUGACAACUAGUCAAGAUUUCAAAGGGCAACACUUCCACUCAUGGUUAAAAGAUCAGUUCUUUUUUAGGCAUCUCGGGUGUGGAACAGCUUGCCAAAUGAUCUUCGGUUGGCUGAAAUUACAAGUCGUUUGCCGGAUAAUCUGGCCAAGUCUGCUCAUGUGCUGGGGAGAAUGAGUUGUCCCCUUUGGGUAUCAACAUGUGAUAUGUACAUUUUCCCCAUUCACAGUGCAUUUUACUAAUUUAACAUAACUUGUUUUUCCUUUAAUACCACGUGUUUUAUAUAGCAGUGAUCUGAAAUGCAUAAUAGUAUUGUGCAUAUAUAUUAACUGUUGUAUGCUUUGAUAAUGUUUGUUUUAUUUUUCAUUUAUAUGUAUGUUUGUCGCAAGAAUCUACGGUGCUAAUGUUGUCACGUGGUUUUCCUUUUUGCGACGUUAUAUACAAUUACUUGACUCUUGACUCGACUCUUGGUCACUCAUGGCUGGCACAUUCUUUUGUAUUAUUCAAAGACAUUAGAUAAAAUAAUACUUUGAACUUCAUAUAUAUAAACAUUCGAGUUUUUAUUUAUUUAUAGAGCUUUUAUUAAGAUUAAGUGUAAAAUCUGUAUUUCUAAAGUGUAUUUUAUGCAGUUUAUCGGGAGGUAGUAAGCUGUACUGGAUUUUGCGUACAGCCAUCAUGGUCUAAUGUUUGUCGAGUUGUGGAUUGUUAGAUAUUAGAGAUUUAUUUGUUUGAAAUUUUAUUUAUAUCGUUCUAAAUGUUAUUGUUUUGUGAUACUUACAAUGUGUU